Molecule: messenger RNA, 1454 nt
Organism: Nilaparvata lugens (brown planthopper)
Lineage: Eukaryota; Metazoa; Arthropoda; Insecta; Hemiptera; Delphacidae
Product: telomere length and silencing protein 1 homolog
Exons: 6
Coding region: 283-1161 (292 amino acids)
Biological process (GO): mRNA splicing, via spliceosome
Cellular component (GO): spliceosomal complex
Source: RefSeq, a predicted model, not a curated record
AUAAAUAAUAAUAUUGAAUCCUAUAAUCCUAACCUAACUUAUUUUCCUAAUCAUACUCAUCUUAUAGAUUUAUAGUUGCAUUAAUUUGAUAAAGCAUUGGCAUACUCAAAAUUGGAUAAAAAACUUGAAUAUUUUAUUAAUAGCUAGCAGUGUUUAGUGAUUCAUUAUUUUUUAUGUGUCAAACAUAAAUUCUCUUGAUCCGAUUGAAAAUUUUAAAGUUUCUCCAUGACUUGUUCUAGAUAGUUUUGAACAAUUUUUGGAUAAGAAAACUAAACAUUUAUAAUGUCUAACGAGGAUAUCAAGAUAAAGUUCGUUCCAAAAAAGAGGCCAGUGAGGAAACGUCGUAACUCAGAUGACAGUGGUGAUGAAAGCAGCGAAGAAUCAAGUGUUAUGUCGAAAUUGGAAGAGAUGAAGAAUUUACAGAAGCUGAGAGGAAGACCGAAUGGUGUGAGUGUUGUCAGCCUUGCCCUUGGUCAGAAAGUUUCAGAGGUCGAAGAAUGUCUAGUGUCUGAUCCUUUCAAGGUGAAAUCAGGAGGUUUAAUUGACAUGCAUGCUCUUAAAAAUGGUCAAGUGCAGAAAGUUGAUGAUGCUUACGAUACCGGCAUUGGCACUCAGUUCUCAGCAGAAACCAAUAAGAGAGACGAAGAUGAAGAAAUGAUGAAAUACAUUGAAGAUCAGCUGUCGAAGAGGAAAGGAAAGCUGACGGAGGAGGGUGAGGAGGCGGAGGAGGGGAAAGGCAAGUACUGUUCGCCUGAGGAGGCCGCCCUGCAGGCAGUGCCCAAUCACCUCAGGGCCUCCUCCACGCAUCGAUCCGAGGAGAUGUUGUCCAAUCAGAUGCUCAGCGGUAUUCCUGAAGUCGAUCUCGGCAUAGAUGCAAAAAUACGAAACAUUGAGGCAACAGAGGAAGCAAAACUGAAACUUCUGUGGGAUCAGAGGUGCAAAAAAGAUGGACCGUCGCAGUUUGUUCCCACAAAUAUGGCCGUCAAUUUUGUACAACAUAAUCGAUUCAACAUAGAAGAAUCAGGUCCACCCAAGAAGCGAGACAAAGUGGAAGUUGAUAAGAAGAAAGUGACUGUUGAGAAACGCAACAGAGAGAACGGUGAAAAGGCAACAGAUGAUUACCAUUACGAAAAGUUCAAAAAACAGUUUCGUAGAUAUUAAUGCAAGCACACGGACAUUUUCCCACUAUUAUCGUCUUCAGAGUAGUUGGGAGUUGUGAGUCUAUUUUAUCAAUGUUGCUAAUUCUAUCUACAAUGACUAAUGUCGAUCAUUGGCGUUAAUUAUAGGUUCUUGUUUAUUUUGAAACCCAUUUUUCCAAAUGAAGGAUUAAGGCCAUUUUUUAAAACUCAGUUAAACAUCGUUGACUCAACGGUGCUUGUAAUUUUAUUAUCUAUUUGUAAAUAUAGUAUUUUAAUUUAUGGUUUUAUCACGUAUUAAAAUAAUUUAUCAUUCUA